AUGGCUACUUUUAAGGAUAUUGUGGAUGAAUUUCUAGUCGAAACUUGGAAUGAUAAGACAAACUUCGAAGGUUAUUAUGAUAAAUGUUCACCUCUUCAAUGUACCUAUAGAACUGUACACAAAAAUGACUUUUUUUAUCUUAUUACUCGAGUUAUCGGAUUGUUUGGUGGUCUCAGCGUUGCUCUUCGUAUUAUAGCGCCUUUGAUCGUCAAACUAGGUCGUGAUGCUUUUGUGAUUGUUUGUCAUAGAAAAGAAUCAACUGCUGACAAUCAACAAACGCAGACAGGUACUAGUGAAAAUAUUGCUAUUCUUUAA
This is a messenger RNA of Rotaria sp. Silwood2, 315 nucleotides long. Lineage: Eukaryota; Metazoa; Rotifera; Eurotatoria; Philodinida; Philodinidae. The record is from the annotation of a GenBank genome assembly.